AUGUCGUCCUCGACGUCUGAUGCGGUCAUUACGAACACGGUGACGACCGAGGAUAGUUUGGGGGUCUCCGACGUGACCGAAGGGUUCACACUUGAAGAUGACAACGAGGUUUUCGUAGGUGAACUGAAUCAAUCGUUGCUUGAAGAAUUUGACGAAGAAACAACAAGAAGUUAUGAUUAUGUUGGCGGUGAUGCCGAUAGGAUGGUUGUAUGGUCUUGGUUUCCAAUUCGCUGGACAUGGGUUGUGAUCUCAGAACUAGUUGUUGGGGUCGUCGGCGUCAUCGGAAACUUCUUUGUAAUCAUCGUUCUCUUUCAGCGUCGUGCUAAUAGCCGAUCUACCGAUACCCUCAUAGGCGCACUCGCUGCGGCCGAUCUCUUUACUUCAAUUGCGUUGCUCCCUGUAAGGUCCGCCAAGACUGUCCCAUCCACUUGGCUUGGACAGAUCUAUUGUAGAGUGAUCUGGCAGGCCCUUUACAUGUGGAUUUGGGCCAUCAUGUCAGGAUUUCUGCUGACUGCUAUCUCUGUUGAGCGUUACAUCGCGGUCACUCACCCGAUCUACUUCAACAGGAUCUUGACCAGACGGCGAGUAUCUGUUGUAGUUGUCAUUUUGUGGAUCUGCGCAGUGAUAGCCACUGUCCCUUCUUUCUUUGUUAUCGAAGUAGACAAUGUCCGUCAUCGAUGCACCGUGGCUAAAAGUUUACGGUCACCUGCGAUUCAGACAGCUUACGGUGUCUACGUUACAUCCAUUCAGCUGUUCAUACCAGCAACCAUCAUGGCCAUUACUCAAACCCUAAUCGCCAUCAAGCUCAAGAACCAGUCAAAGCGAUUUGAAGGUUCUAAAUCGUAUCAUCUCGCCGCUAGUAGAGCCGUCAUCAAAAUGAUGCUCGUCGUCAUCAUCGCAUACGUGGCCUGCUGGACGCCGAAUCGAUUGCUCUUCUUGCUAACUAGGCUUCUCCGUAUUCGUACCGAGGUGAAAAGUCAGAUUUCCGAGGCCUUUUUCAUCCUUGCUGCUGUCAACUCCAGCAUCAACCCAGUCAUCUAUAGCAUCCGUUACGAGGAGUUCCGCAAGGCUGUCAAGGGAUUGUUCACCGGGCAGAAAGGUCAAAGCAAGGCGAUGUUUGAAACUAGUGACAAAACUAAAUCUAAGGAUAAGGUUACUGCCUAAAACCGAUGCAACAAAUCACUUUGCACUUGAAACAUGAUAAUUUGAAGGUAAAAAAAUGCAAAUGCGGUUCCCUUGGGUAUACUUCAAAUACACCCCGACCCGUCGAAAUGCACCUGGACCUCUUUGAAAAUUCUAACUUGUAGUAGUCAAGUUUUACCCUCGAAGUGUACCAGU
Molecule: messenger RNA, 1338 nt
Organism: Lytechinus variegatus (green sea urchin)
Lineage: Eukaryota; Metazoa; Echinodermata; Echinoidea; Temnopleuroida; Toxopneustidae
Product: 5-hydroxytryptamine receptor 2B-like
Exons: 1
Coding region: 1-1164 (387 amino acids)
Biological process (GO): G protein-coupled receptor signaling pathway
Cellular component (GO): membrane
Molecular function (GO): G protein-coupled receptor activity
Source: RefSeq, a predicted model, not a curated record